CCCGCCCCAUUCUCCCGCUUUCCAUCACCCCUCCCCUUUCUCCCACUUUCCAUCUCCCCGCCCCAUUCUCCCGCGUCCCAUCACCCCGCCCCAUUCUCCCGCUUUCCAUCACCCCGCCCCAUUCUUCCGCUUCCCAUCAUCCUGCCCCAUUCCCCCGCUUUCCAUCACCCCUCCCCAUUCUCCCUCCUUCCAUCACCCCGCCCCAUUCUCUCGCUUUCCAUCACCCCGCCCCAUUCUCCCGCUUUCCAUCACCCCGCCCCAUUCUCCCGCUUUCCAUCACCCCGCCCCAUUCUUCCUCCUUCCAUCACCCCGCCCCAUUCUCCCGCUUUCCAUCACCCCGUCCCAUUCUCCCUCCUUCCAUCACCCCGCCCCAUUCUCCCUCAUUCCAUCACCCCGCCCCUUUCUCCCGCUUUCCAUCACCCCGCCCCAUUCUCCCGCUUCCCAUAACCCCACCCUAUUCUCCCGCUUUCCAUCACCCCGCCACAUUUUCCCACUUUCCAUCACCCCGCCCCCUUCUCUCUCCUUCCAUCACCCCGCCCCAUUCUCCCUCCUUCCAUCACCCCGCCCCAUUCUCCUGCUUUCCAUCAGCCCGCCCAAUUCUCCCGCUCCCGCCCCAUUCUCCCGCUUUCCAUCACCCCGCCCCUUUCUCCUGCUUUCCAUCACCCCGCCCAUUUCUCCCGUUUUCCAUCACCCUGCCCCAUUCUCCCGCUUUCCAUUACCCCGCCCCAUUCUCCCACCUUCCAUCACUCCGCCCCAUUCUCCCGCUUUCCAUCACCCCGACCCAUUCUCCCACUUUCCAUCACCCCGCCCCAUUCUCCCUCCUUGCAUCACCCCGCCUCAUUCCCCCUCCUUCCAUCACCCCGCCCCAUUCUCCCGCUUUCCAUCACCCCGCCCCAUUCUCCCGCUUUCCAUCACUUAGCCCCAUUCUCCCGCUUUCCAUCAUCCCGCCCCAUUUUUCCGCUUUCCAUCAUCGCCCCAUUCUCCCGCUUUCCAUCACCCUGCCCCAAUCUCCCGCUUUCCAUCACCCCGCCCCAUUCUCCCUCCUUCCAUCCCCUUGCACCAUUCUCCCGCUUUCCAUCACCCUGCCCCAAUCUCUCGCUUUCCAUCACCCCACCCCAUUCUCCCUCCUUCCAUCACCCCGCCCCAUUCUCCCGCUUUCCAUCACGCAGCCCCAUUCUCCCGCUUUUCAUCACCCUGCCCCAUUCUCCCGCUUUCCAUCACCCCGCCCCAUUCUCCCGCUUUCCAUCACCCCGCCCCAUUCUCCCUCCUUCCAUCACCCCGCCCCAUUCUCCCUCCUUCCAUCACCCCGCCCCAUUCUCCCUCCUUCCAUCACCCGCCCCAUUCUCCCGCUUUCCAUCACCCCACCCUGUUCUCCCGCUUCCCAUAACCCCACCCCCUUCUCCUGCUUUCCAUCACCCCGCCCCAUUCUCCCGAUUUCCAUCACCCCGCCCCAUUCUCCCUCCUUCCAUCACCCCGCCCCAUUCUCCCGCUAUCCAUCAGCCCGCCCCAUUCUCCAGCUUUCCAUCACCCUUUCCCUUUCUCCCGCUUUCCAUCUCCCCGCCCCAUUCUCCCGCUUUCCAUCACGCAGCCCCAUUCUCCCGCUUUUCAUCACCCUGCCCCAUUCUCCCGCUUUCCAUCACCCCGCCCCAUUCUCCCGCUUUCCAUCAGCCCGCCCCAUUCUCCAGCUUUCCAUUACCCCUCCCCUUUCUCCCGCUUUCCAUCUCCCCGCCCCAUUCUCCCGCUUUCCAUCACCCCGCCCCAUUCUCCCGCUUUCCAUCACCCCGCCCCAUUCUUCCUCCUUCCAUCACCCCGCCCCAUUCUCCCGCUUUCCAUCACCCCGCCCCAUUCUCCCUCCUUCCAUCACCCCGCCCCAUUCUCCCUCAUUCCAUCACCCCGCCCCUUUCUCCCGCUUUCCAUCACCCCGCCCCAUUCUCCCGCUUCCCAUAACCCCACCCUAUUCUCCCGCUUUCCAUCACCCCGCCACAUUUUCCCACUUUCCAUCACCCCGCCCCCUUCUCUCUCCUUCCAUCACCCCGCCCCAUUCUCCCUCCUUCCAUCACCCCGCCCCAUUCUCCCGCUUUCCAUCAGCCCGCCCCAUUCUCCUGCUCCCGCCCCAUUCUCCCGCUUUCCAUCACCCCGCCCCUUUCUCCUGCUUUCCAUCACCCCGCCCCAUUCUCCCGUUUUCCAUCACCCUGCCCCAUUCUCCCGCUUUCCAUCACCCCGCACCAUUCUCCCACCUUCCAUCACUCCGCCCCAUUCUCCCGCUUUCCAUCACCCCGACCCAUUCUCCCACUUUCCAUCACCCCGCCCCAUUCUCCCUCCUUCCAUCACCCCGCCUCAUUCCCCCUCCUUCCAUCACCCCGCCCCAUUCUCCCGCUUUCCAUCACCCCGCCCCAUUCUCCCGCUUUCCAUCACUUAGCCCCAUUCUCCCGCUUUCCAUCAUCCCGCCCCAUUUUUCCGCUUUCCAUCACCCCGCCCCAUUCUCCCGCUUUCCAUCACCCUGCCCCAAUCUCCCGCUUUCCAUCACCCCGCCCCAUUCUCCCUCCUUCCAUCACCCCGCCCCAUUCUCCCGCUUUCCAUCACCCUGCCCCAAUCUCUCGCUUUCCAUCACCCCACCCCAUUCUCCCUCCUUCCAUCACCCCGCCCCAUUCUCCCGCUUUCCAUCACGCAGCCCCAUUCUCCCGCUUUUCAUCACCCUGCCCCAUUCUCCCGCUUUCCAUCACCCCGCCCCAUUCUCCCGCUUUCCAUCACCCCGCCCCAUUCUCCCUCCUUCCAUCCCCCCGCCCCAUUCUCCCGCUUUCCAUCACCCUGCCCCAAUCUCUCGCUUUCCAUCACCCCACCCCAUUCUCCCUCCUUCCAUAACCCUGCCCCAUUCUCCCUCCUUCCAUCACCCCGCCCCAUUCUCCCGCUUUCCAUCAGCCCGCCCCAUUCUCCCGCUUUCCAUCACCCCGCCCCUUUCUCCCGCUAUCCAUCUCCCUGCCCCAUUCUCCCGCUUUCCAUCUCCCCGCCCCAUUCUCCCGCUUUCCAUCACCCCGCCCCAUUCUCCCGCUUCCCAUCAUCCCGCCCCAUUCCCCUGCUUUCCAUCACCCCUCCCCAUUCUCCCCUCUUCCAUCACCCCGCCCCAUUCUCCCGCUUUCCAUCACCCCGCCCCAUUCUCUCACUUUCCAUCACCCCGCCCCAUUCUCCCGCUUUCCAUCACCCCGACCCAUUCUCCCGCUUUCCAUCACCCUGCCCCAUUCUCCCUCCUUCCAUCACCCCGCCCAAUUCUCCCGCUUUCCAUCACCUCGCCCCAUUCUCCCUCCUUCCAUCACCCCGCCCCAUUCUCCCUCAUUCCAUCACCCCGCUCCAUUCUCCCGCUUUCCAUCACCCCUCGCCAUUCUCCCGCUUCCCAUAACCCCACCCCAUUCUCCCGCUUUCCAUCACCCCGCCACAUUUUCCCACUUUCCAUCACCCCGCCCCCUUCUCUCUCCUUCCAUCACCCCGCCCAAUUCUCCCUCCUUCCAUCACCCCGCCCCAUUCUCCCGCUUUCCAUCAGCCCGCCCCAUUCUCCAGCUUUCCAUCACCCCGCCCCUUUCUCCCGCUUUCCAUCUCCCCGCCCCAUUCUCCCGCUUUCCAUCAGACCGCCCCAUUCUCCCGCUUUCCAUCACCCCGCCCCAUUCUUCCGCUUCCCAUCAUCCCGCCCCAUUCCCCCGCUUUCCAUCACCCCUCCCCAUUCUCCCUUCUUCCAUCACCCCGCCCCUUUCUCCCGCUUUCCAUCUCCCGCCCCAUUCUCUCGCUUUCCAUCACCCGCCCCAUUCUCCCGCUUUCCAUCACCUCGCCCCAUUCUCCCGCUUUCCAUCACCCCGCCCCAUUCUUCUGCUUUCCAUCACCCCGCCCCAUUCUCCCGCUUUCCAUCACCCUGCCCCAUUCACCCGCUUUCCAUCACCCGCCCCAUUCUCCCGCUUUCCAUCACACCGCCCCAUUCUCCCGCUUUCCAUCACCCCGCCCCAUUCUCCCGCUUUUCAUCACCCCGCCCCAUUCUCCCGCUUUCCAUCACCCCGGCCCAUUCUCUCGCUUUCCAUCACCCCGCCCCCUUUUUCCUCUUUCCAUCACCCCGCCCCAUUCUCCCUCCUUCCUUCACCCCGCCCCAUUCUCCCGCUUUCCAUCACCCUGCCCCAUUCCUCCGCUUUCCAUCACCCCGCACCAUUCUCCCACUUUCCAUCACCCCGCCCCAUUCUCCCGCUUUCCAUCACCCUGCCCCAUUCUCCCGCUUUCCAUCACCCCGCGCCAUUCUUCCGCUUUCCAUCACCCCGCCCCCUUCUCCCUCCUUCCAUCACCCCGCCCCAUUCUCCCUCCUUCCAUCACCCCGCCCCAUUCUCCCGCUUUCCAUCAGCCCGGCCCAUUCUCCCGCUUUCCAUCACCCCGCCCCUUUCUCCCGCUUUCCAUCUCCCUGCCCCAUUCUCCCGCUUUCCAUCACCCUGCGCCAUUCUUCCGCUUUCCAUCACCCCGCCCCCUUCUCCUUCCUUCCAUCACCCCGCCCCAUUCUCCCUCCUUCCAUCACCCCGCCCCAUUCUCCCGCUUUCCAUCAGCCCGGCCCAUUCUCCCGCUUUCCAUCACCCCGCCCCUUUCUCCCGCUUUCCAUCUCCCUGCCCCAUUCUCCCGCUUUCCAUCACCCCGCCCCAUUCUCCCUCCUUCCAUCACCCCGCCCCAUUCUCCCGCUUUCCAUUACACGCCCCAUUCUCCCGCUUUCCAUCACCCCGCCCCAUUCUCCUGCUUUCCAUCACCAAGCCCCAUUCACCUGCUUUCCAUCACCUGCCCCAUUCUCCCACUUUCCAUCACCCCGCCCCAUUCUCCCGCUUUUCAUCACCCCGCCCCAUUCUCCCGCUUUCCAACACCCCGCCCCAUUCUCCCGCUUUCCAUCACCGCGCCCCAUUCUCCCGCUUUCCAUCACCCCGCCCCAUUCUCCCUCCUUCCAUCACCCCGCCUCAUUCUCUCUGCUUCCAUCACCCCGCCCCAUUCUCCCGCUUUCCAUCACCCUGCCCCAUUCUCCCGCUUUCCAUCUCCAGGACCACGCAAGCUCUAAGACCAGGUAA
Molecule: messenger RNA, 5072 nt
Organism: Closterium sp. NIES-65
Lineage: Eukaryota; Viridiplantae; Streptophyta; Zygnematophyceae; Desmidiales; Closteriaceae
Source: the annotation of a GenBank genome assembly